UGGGUGCAAUGGGUUGCGCGGGUAGGUCCUCCUCUCGGGCUUAGGGAGCGGGAGCAACAGGUGGAGCCCGCCGUACCUCCUCUGAAGGGGCUCUGUUCUAGCUCAUGUAUGGGAACAUAAGUUCUUGUAUUCUUGCUUUGGUUUUAGCGCAGUGGCUGUUUACGUACUGGCUGUGUGCCUGUAGCCUCGCAAACGUUUUAGCAUUUAAUUUACAACUCAACCAGCCUGUAUUGGAGGUGUUGUUUUCCGCAGGUUUUCAUGCCUCGCCUGUUGCUCACUGAUGGUUGGGGAAGGUCUGGCUGCCUCCAAUAAUCAAGCUAAACUGGGUCCUUUGUUAUAUGCAGAGAAAUCAGCUUCACGGUAGUUAAUCUUUUUUUCGAUGUGGGGACCACCAGACCAUCUGGGACACCUUUCCCACGCACUGUCUCUAUGUCCGGUGACUUUGGGAAGUCCUAAAGGACAACGGGGGAAUUCACCAAGCUUAGGUCGAGUGAGCCUCCCCACCACCCCGGAGCCAGCAUGGGACACAGCUGAACUCAUUUCUUGGAGGAACUUGCCAGUGUGUCCCCAAGAGCCUGGGUGGCAUAGUCUGUGCCCAACUGGUGCCUGAAGCCUACGGGGACUGCACUUCCUGUGCUCCGGACUUCCUCAUAGGGCUGCUGUCACUGUGACCAGAGAAAGAUAGUGGUGUCCUUGGCUCUGCACCUAGUGUUCCCACACUGCCUCCAAGAUGUCAGCUAAAGCCAUAGAGAGCGGGGGAGGAGAUGCCACUGACCCCUUCCGGCCGGAAUCCCCCUCUGAUGAGGAGGAUGAACCUUCGCAGUCAUCCGACCAGGCCUCUGAUGGUUCUCCUGGCAAGCUACCACAGGGGCCACCCCAGGGGCCAGAUGGAUCUGGCUCUGACCCCAGAGACCCACCCAAGGAUGGAGGCAGCAAUUUCUCCCAUAAAGCAGCCAAGGCUGCUGCAGCUGUGGUGGGAGGAGCCCUGUUCGUGGGGGCUGUGCCCGUGGCCCUGGGCGCCAUGGGCUUCACCGGGGCAGGAAUCGCCGCCUCCUCCUUAGCGGCUAAGAUGAUGUCAUCGGCCGCCAUCGCCAAUGGGGGCGGAGUUGCCGCCGGCAGCCUCGUGGCCACUCUCCAGUCCGUGGGGGCAACUGAACUUUCCACGUCAUCCAACAUCAUCCUGGGCUCGGCUGGGUCAGCUUUGGGGGCCUGGUUGUGGGAUAGAUAAAAGAAACCCCCUUCGUCUCCUCCACCGGAAUCCAGUACUGAAGCAGAGAGGGGUCCCCGUGCUGGAGAUGACCCUCCAGGGCCUCAGGAUGUCAGUCCCCCCAGUGACAAGUCCUCUGCCUCCUAAAAUUCUUCAAAGAAGCAUAGGAAAUAAAGACGAGACGCUGAGACCUUCACAAGUGUCCGCACUGCCUUCUUGUUUACCAGGCAGGGCGCAGCGCAUCUGCAGAGCCGUGGCUUCGGGUUGGGGGGCAGCAGGAACUCUGUAAGAAUGGGCACUGAUAUCUGCAACAGGAAGCCAGGUCUGUUGCAGUCCUGCCACCCAGCUGUGACCCUGGGAAGGUCAUGUCUCCCCUUUGAGCCUCAGUUUGCUGCUCUUUGGAUGGGAUCGUGGAUCACAUGUCUUCUAAGAUGUCAGCCAGAGGCAGCAUUAUAGGAUGGCUUGGCCCUGGGGUCAGUUUGAGCCAUUGACCCUCAGUUAUGAAACACUUUACCCUCAGGGAUUAUUGACCCCUCCCCUCUCCACCCAAGACUCUGGGUCUGACUGUACCAUGAGUCUAGGAACUCAGCAACACUGUCUGCCUGGCCUGGUGGCCUUUGGAGCUCUUCAGGUAGGUAGAGAAUUUGCAUUUCUCCAGAGAGCUCUGUCCCCGUUGGUGUAGAGCUCAGGGUCUUUAGGCUCCAAGGGAGACUGGCCGGAACCUGCAAGGACAGACAGGCCUCCCACCCCUGGUGGGGCUCCCAAGAGGCUUGUCAAUGCAGAACACUCAUCUAUCUCCUAAGGCCCACUGGCUGCCUGGCCCUGGAUCAGGUGGCAGGCAUUCUAUGUGUGUUGACCUGGCCUCUGCCACCUGCCUGCCUGCCCAUGCAGAUAACCCACACCCAGCUUCUGGCAGCCCUGCUUCCACUUUAGACUUGACUCUCAGAUCUCAUCCUAUUGGCUCCAGGACCCCGGCCCAGGUCCCCACUCUGGCCUUCACCCCUGUCUUCCUUUACUGCCCCUCCUCCACCAGGCUCUCUCCCUCGGAUGCUGCCUCAGCUCACUCAUACAGCUCCCAGCUAGCCUCAAGGGCUCCAUCCCAGGCUCUGUGGCUUCAGUGGAUCCAAGGGGUCCCUAUCUGCUUAGGGUGUGUAACAGAGAAGAACAAACCUGACUCCACAAUGGAUCUAUUCCUUGAGC
Messenger RNA from Balaenoptera acutorostrata (minke whale), 2407 nucleotides. RefSeq names its product cyclin-Y-like protein 1. Gene Ontology annotation, cellular component: mitochondrion; plasma membrane. The transcript has 7 exons. Gene Ontology annotation, molecular function: protein kinase binding; cyclin-dependent protein serine/threonine kinase activator activity. NCBI's taxonomy places the organism in Eukaryota, Metazoa, Chordata, Mammalia, Artiodactyla, Balaenopteridae. The coding region runs from base 731 to 1228 and encodes 165 amino acids. Gene Ontology annotation, biological process: apoptotic signaling pathway; regulation of cyclin-dependent protein serine/threonine kinase activity; regulation of canonical Wnt signaling pathway. The record is from RefSeq and is a predicted model, not a curated record.